Cryptococcus amylolentus CBS 6039 is the source of this 501-nucleotide messenger RNA. RefSeq lists its product as hypothetical. NCBI's taxonomy places the organism in Eukaryota, Fungi, Basidiomycota, Tremellomycetes, Tremellales, Cryptococcaceae. The transcript is spliced from 3 exons. The record is from RefSeq and is a predicted model, not a curated record. The coding region runs from base 1 to 501 and encodes 166 amino acids.
AUGAGCACCCAACCUAGCGACACCUUCACCGGAAGCCAAAGCUCGGGACCCGGGACCUUUUAUAGACGGUAUCUGAUCUCUGUGGACGGUAGAGGCAGCAGUGAUGUAUUCUCUGCUCAAGAACAGAUAGACCCCGAGACUUAUCGGAAAGUAUCAGCCGCACGGCUCGAUCGAGCGCUAAGCGAUGUAUCCGUCUCUGUCCUCGCAGAGUAUCGAGCCAACCCGAAGGAGGGGCGAUGGGAUUGCGCCUAUUUCGGCGACGACGAUGAGGAUUACCCAAGAGGCGGUGGUAGGUCGUGCUUAUCCUCGUCGCCUUCUGAUCCGAAUGCCAGUGUACCUGACGAGCUUGUUCCGACGAUUACAGAGUAUCUAGCUCACGCGAGGACGGCAGAUAGUAAGGCGGAAGGGGAAGGGGAGAAUAUCGAGCAACGACACACUGGCCGGUUAUACAGCUGGCUCAGCGGAUUUCGUUCAGGCAGGGGAAAGCCGUCCAAGAAUUGA